Arabidopsis lyrata subsp. lyrata is the source of this 3110-nucleotide messenger RNA. RefSeq names its product probable LRR receptor-like serine/threonine-protein kinase At4g29180. NCBI's taxonomy places the organism in Eukaryota, Viridiplantae, Streptophyta, Magnoliopsida, Brassicales, Brassicaceae. Bases 139 to 2868 code for a protein of 909 amino acids. The transcript has 12 exons. Gene Ontology annotation, molecular function: protein kinase activity; protein binding; ATP binding. The record is from RefSeq and is a predicted model, not a curated record. Gene Ontology annotation, biological process: protein phosphorylation.
CUGUACUUUGGUGCUCCCAGAAAAGGAAAUGGGCAUAGACUUUGUACUUUCGGGUAUUUUGUGUUUUUGUGUUAUCUUAAUCGCAGGUUGUCUGUUUUUCUGACAAUGAUGAGCUGAGCUUUACAAAAGAAGAAGAACAUGGGAGCUCACUCUGUUUUUCUCAUCCUUUUUUGCGUCAUUGCCACUGCCAUUGUAGUUCAUGGCCAAGGCCAAGCAGGUUUCAUCAGCAUAGAUUGUGGGUCACCCCCUAAUAUAAACUAUGUAGACACUGAUACUGGUAUCAGUUACACCUGGGAUGCACCUUUUAUAAACGCUGGAGUUAAUGUGAACGUCUCUGAAGAAUAUGGUUACCCGAAAAACCCGGUUUUGCCUUUCCCACUUGCUGAUGUCAGAUCUUUUCCUCAAGGAAACAGGAAUUGUUACACCUUAACCCCCUCCGAUGGAAAAGGGAAUCUUUAUCUCAUCAGAGCUUCGUUUAUGUAUGGAAACUACGAUGGUAAAAAAGCUUUGCCUGAGUUUGAUCUCUACGUAAACGUGAAUUUCUGGACCUCAGUGAAAUUCGGAAAUGCUUCUGAGAACGUCAUCAAGGAGAUCCUCAGCUUUGCAGAGUCAGAUACAAUAUAUGUUUGCCUUGUGAACACAGGUAAAGGAACUCCUUUUAUUUCAGCUUUGGAGCUCCGGCCAAUGAACAGCUCAAUCUAUGGUACUGAGUUUGGAAGAAAUGUCUCAUUGGUACUCUAUCAAAGAUGGGAUACAGGAUAUUUGAAUGGAACAGGACGGUACCAAAAGGAUACAUAUGAUCGUAUUUGGUCUCCGUACUCUCCAGUCUCUUGGAAUUCAACUAUGACUACUGGGUAUAUCGAUAUUUUUCAGUCUGGUUAUAGACCACCAGAUGAAGUUAUUAAGACAGCUGCUUUGCCUAAAAGUGAUGAUGAACCAUUGGAAUUGUCCUGGACAUCAGGCGAUCCAGAUACCCGGUUCUAUGCGUACCUCUAUUUUGCAGAACUCGAAAAUCUCAAGAGGAAUGAGAGCAGAAAAAUCAAGAUCUUCUGGAAUGGGUCGCCUGUUUCAGGAGCUUUCAAUCCAUCUUCUGAGUAUUCGAUGACAGUGUCUAAUUCGCGAGCUUUCACUGGUAAAGAUCACUGGAUUUCUGUUCAGAAGACCGCAGAUUCAACACGUCCACCAAUACUCAAUGCUAUUGAGAUAUUUACAGCUCAAUCUCUGGAUGAAUUUUCCACCACAAUUGACGACGUUCAAGCCAUAGAAAGCAUAAAAGCAACGUAUAACGUGAAUAAGAUUUGGACUGGUGAUCCUUGCUCUCCCAGACUCUUCCCUUGGGAAGGUAUUGGAUGCAGCUACAACACUUCUAAUUAUCAAAUCAAGUCCUUGAAUCUUAGUUCAAGUGGAUUACAUGGACCAAUAGCCUUCUCAUUUAGAAAUCUCUCCCUUCUUGAGUCAUUGGAUUUAUCAAACAACAACCUCAGAGGAAAUGUACCGGAGUUUUUGGCUGAUCUAAAAUAUCUGAAGUUCCUGAAUUUGAAAGGAAAUAACUUGACUGGGUUUAUCCCAAGAUCUCUUAGGAAAAGAUCAACGGCUAAUGGACUUGCACUCAGUGUCGAUGAACAAAACAUUUGUCACUCACGUUCAUGUCGGGACGGGAACAGAAUCAUGGUGCCAAUAGUUGUAUCCACAUUAGUGAUUAUUCUCAUUGCCGCCUUGGCUAUCGUAUGCAUCAUGCGAAGGGAAAACAAAAUAAGAGCGUAUUCAGGACCACUUCUGCCUUCGGGAAAGAGAAGGUUCACAUAUAGUGAAGUCUCUAGCAUUACAAACAACUUCAAUAAAGUGAUCGGUAAAGGAGGGUUUGGUAUUGUGUACCUCGGUUCCCUUGAAGAUGGAACUGAAAUUGCUGUAAAGAUGAUCAACGAUUCUUCAUUUGGAAAAUCUAAAGGAUCAUCGUCAUCAUCAUCAUCCCAUGUUUCCAAAGAAUUCCAAGUCGAGGCGGAGCUUCUUUUGACAGUGCAUCACCGGAACUUAGCUUCAUUUGUUGGAUACUGCGAUGAUGGUCGUAGUAUGGCUCUCAUCUACGAGUACAUGGCAAAUGGCAACUUGCAAGAUUAUCUUUCAAGUGAGAAUGCAGAGGAUCUUAGCUGGGAAAAGAGAGUCCAUAUAGCCAUAGACUCUGCACAAGGGUUGGAGUAUCUUCAUCAUGGAUGCAGGCCACCAAUAGUACACAGAGACGUUAAAACAGCAAACAUUUUAUUAAACGAUAACUUGGAAGCCAAGAUCGCUGAUUUCGGGCUUUCUAAGGUCUUCCCCGAGGAUGAUCUCAGCCACGUCAUGACUGCUGUCAUGGGCACUCCUGGCUAUGUCGAUCCUGAGUACUACAACACGUUUAAGCUAAACGAGAAGAGCGACGUGUACAGCUUUGGGAUCGUACUCCUUGAACUCAUAACCGGAAGGAACUCAAUCAUGAAAACUGACGAUGGAGAAAAAAUGAGCGUUGUCCACUACGUGGAGCCUUUCCUCAAAAUCGGAGACAUAGAUGGCGUCGUGGAUUCACGGCUUCACGGCGACUUCUCCUCAAACUCGGCUUGGAAAUUUGUAGAAGUGGCAAUGUCUUGCGUUAGAGACAGAGGAACCAACAGACCAACAACGAACCAGAUCGUGUCUGAUCUGAAACAGUGCUUAGCCGCCGAGCUGGCUCGUGAACCAGGGAGCCAUCAUGAGAAGAAAGAAGUAGUGAAAGAGAAGUACACGAAGACGAAGUCGACGAUUCAGAAUUAUAGUAGCAAUGAAUAUAAUAGCUCGUCUGGAUCGGUUUCGCUUACUUUCGGAGAUUACUCCCCGUUUGGUCCAACGGCAAGGUAGUGUGAGAAAUAACUCAAAGGUUUGAUUCAUCAUCUUUUUUCGUCGCUAAAAAAUUAUUUUCAUUCAUCAUUUAUGUUUCUCUUUUUGCUUUUGUGUUUACUUUGAAGAUCAUAUAUUGAUUUAAUUUGGUUCUUUUGGUUUGAAAUAUUCAUUUGUUUUUGUUUUCUUUUUAAGAAAAUUUGUUAUCACGAAAACAUUAAAAUUGUAAGAAAAGGAAAAAAAAAACAGUUUGUAUAUGUUUU